GGGAGGAGGAGAAGGGGUAGGAGCGGGAGGGGGAGCGGGAAGAGCGGGGAAAAGAGCAGCAGAAGCAGCACAACGAGGAGGAGCAGGAGGAAGGAACGGUAGGAGGAUGAAGUUGUGGUGGAGCAGCAACGGGGGGUCAGUCUCUCUCUCUCUCUCUCUCUCUCUCUCUCUCUCUCUCUCUCUCUCUCUCUCUCUCUCUCUCUCUCUCUCUCUCUCUCUCUUUCUAUGUGGCUAGCCACGUGGCGGGCCUUUUUUUCUUUUUUUCCGCAGGAGGAUCUUUGUCACGUUGCGGGAGGACAGGAGUAGCAAUGGGAGGCGGUAUAGGAGGAAGAGAAGCGGGAGGAGCGGGAGGAGGAGCGGGAGAACGAGCGGGAGCAGGAAGGGGGAAAGACCAGGAGAAGCAGCGGCAGGAGGAGCAGGAGGAGGGGCAGGGGGAGAAGGAGAGGGAGGAGGAGUGGGAGGAGCGGAACAAGGAGCGGGAGAAGGAGGAGCGGGAAAAUUCGGAGGAAAGGCCGGAAGGAGGACCCGGAGGAGGAGGCGGAGGAGAGGAGGAGGAAGAGGAGGUGCGGGAGGAGCGGGAGAAGGAGCGGGAGAAGGAGCGGGCGGAGGAGGGGCAGAAGGAGCGUGCGGAGGAGGGGCAGAAGGAGUGGGAGAAGGAGCGGGAGGAGGAGCGGGAGGAGUGGCGUGAGAAGGAGCGGCAGGAAACGGGGAGGCGGAGUUAACGAACGCAUGUAGGAACGGUGUAGGGCCAAACCCCG
Molecule: messenger RNA, 758 nt
Organism: Chara braunii
Lineage: Eukaryota; Viridiplantae; Streptophyta; Charophyceae; Charales; Characeae
Source: the annotation of a GenBank genome assembly